Molecule: messenger RNA, 7647 nt
Organism: Anguilla rostrata (American eel)
Lineage: Eukaryota; Metazoa; Chordata; Actinopteri; Anguilliformes; Anguillidae
Gene: rtn3
Product: reticulon 3
Exons: 7
Coding region: 1558-4947 (1129 amino acids)
Cellular component (GO): endoplasmic reticulum membrane
Source: RefSeq, a predicted model, not a curated record
CAAUUCUCCCUGAGUUUGUCGGUCUCAUUCAGUUCUCUGCACAAACUGCACAGUGUUAGGUAACUACUUAUGUUGGCAACAGUGGAAAAGGUUUGUACUCAAAAAGGUGGAGUUUCCAGUCUGACUUGGCUCCAGCCUCCGUUGGUGAGGGUGGUUAAUCUUUGCGAAUUAUUUUUGUGAUUCACUGGGAUUGGUGGGUUUGGCCAGGUCAUCCCAUAGUUCUUCGAAUUGUGAUAGUCCUCAGUCCUCCUACUGUUUGCCUCAGUUAAUCUUCGGAACCAACGGAAUUUUUCCAUUUUCACAUUGAUGAUUUUUGAGAGAAUCUGAAGUGGAUUUUUUAAAAUGAUAAUGUCAAGUAAACCAAAACACAACUUGGGAUCACUUCCAAAUUGAGAUUUCUUCAGUUGGUUUUUAUUUCAUGACUCCUUGUGUCACACUUUGGUCUAAUUCUGUUGCUUCUCUUUGGGCGGUCCUUUGACUUGACUUUUUGUAAAACUUGGACAGUGAACACUGAAUCCACAUGUGCUUUUUCUUCUCUGUGCAAUGAAAUGUGGUUUUUGUCUAUUUAUUUAUAUUGGUGCUUAGUGGUUGGUGUAAUCUUGUGCCAGCUAUGAAGCACAUGAAAAUGGGCUUUUUAGUGGCAGUUAUUUUGAUACCUCACACCGCAUAUUGCACCAUACUUCGUAUGUGACAGCUAAAAAGCGAACUCUUCUUCACAGUCCAACUGUAUGAACACGCAUGUGGGAGGUCAGAUCUAUUAUGCAACAGCGGGAUCGGCCUCUCUUUGUAUAUUACCAGAAUAGCAAGUUAGGGAUUCAGAGGUGAGUUCCACUGAGUCAUACACCACAAGCAAAGACUUAAAUCAAAGACGCUUUCGUGACCAGAUCUGUGAUGCUCCCUCUCUGAAUUGCAAGAACACCCUGUAUUCACCCUGAAAAUCGGCAGCGAAUUUAUGGCAGGCGCACAUACUUUCAUGAGAAUCGUGUUUUCCCCACACAGAUGUUUUAUAUCUUUUCAUUGGUUGUCGCUGCAUUCGAAACUGCAUCGAUCACUUCAGGCGUUGCUGCAUUGAGGGCCUCCCUCAACGGCAACCCUGUAGAUUCAGAAUGCGGCGAUGCGCACGCAUCCAUUGCUGCGAAGCUGCUGCUGCUGCCCACCAUUCCAUGCAUGACUGCUUGCGCUGCGGGGAAAUGGACGAGGGCGCUGAGGGCAUGGCGGAGCUGUUGCUGCUGAACUGCUGGAUGAUACAGUAAUAGCUCUUCUGUGUUCAGGUGGUGGUCCUUCUUCUGGCUCUGAAGCUGUCCCGUUGGUUUUAGACUUUCUUUCUGCUCAAUUUGGUUUAAACGUCCUCCCAAAAUGUGCCGGGUGCUCAAUAUCCUGCACUGGUAUUCCUUAGUUUUAAACUAAAAUACCUUCCUUGUAUCCACCACCCAGAGCUGAAAGUGAGGACCACUUGGUUUAGCAUAUGUGCAUGGAAGUUUGCGAUGACUUUACUCCUCCCAACAACCCCCCCCCUUCUCUCUCCCUUAAUGCUUAACGGAUGAAGACCAAAGUGUGAUGCCUUCAGAAGGCGUGGCCACAUCUCUUUGUUUUCCCCCUCAAGCCCCAGCGCCAGCGAGCACUGCGGCAGAUCAUUACGUCAAGGAUCAGAGCAAGAAAGUGGAAGUCCACGGGUUUGCAUCCAGCUCCGUUGGACGUUCCAAUGUGGUGCCACAGGGCUUCCCCGGAGGCACCUCUUCGAACGCUGCUUCCCUAGACCAGGACUCCCCUGUCGUGACUUCCCCUGUCUCUGAGCGAAUCAAAGCUCUCGAAGCCCUGGCGGCAAAGCAGAGCGAUGGAGACACCUGGAACGAUGGAGGUUUUCUCCUCUUCAAGGAGCGCCACUAUGAGAAAACUCAAACGGAUGUGAAGGUAGAGUUUUCCACCGCCACUCAGAUGAAGGAAGCCACCCCAGGACAGGACUCCCCUGAAUCUCCCUUUGAGGUCCUUGGGGACACAAAGCAGGGGGGUGAAUUUGAAGACACCAUGGACUGGAUGCGAGCUCACCUUCCUCCGGCACCUGACUUUGGAUCCGGAAUCCCUGAUCCAAAAGUUGGCAAAGAAGCGUCCGAUUUCCCAUCUGUUUCUCCCCGAUCAGGAGAAGCUGUAGCCUCUGCAGGAGUGAUAGAAGUAGGUGUGCCUGAUGCAUUCAUGGACUCUCCAACUGGAGCAUCCAAGCCUACAGGUCCAUUUAUUGAGCCGGGGAAGCAGUCGAGUGUAGAAGAUGAUUCUGAAUUUGACCUCCGCUUUUUGCCCACUGCUUAUGUCUGGGAAAAACCAGAGAAAAUAGCUGAAGAGCUCCAAGGGCCUCCCAGCCAUGCCAUUGUCCAGGAACAGGAGUCUCCUGCCCCCCCUGCUGGUUUUGAUUCCCCCCCUCCCCCUUCUCCUCCAACCUCUCAACUAACAGCUACAGAGGUCAAGUACACCCCAUUAGGUGAUGACUUUGAGCCUGCGGAAAUCCUUGAUGUUGACAGCUCAGGGGAAUCAGAGGAUACGGUGACUGAGGACACUGCCCCUGUUUCUGCGCUUGCAUCAAGUGCAACCUCUACUGAGGUUGCCUCCACAGCCCCUUCUCCGCCAACUGAUAGGAAAGAAAUGCAACUGACUAAGCCAGAGCAUUCCUUGCCAGCCCAGCCAGAGAAGCAGAUAAUACUGGUGCCCAUAAUUAAUGUGAUUGAGACGGAGGAACAAGUGUGCAGUGAUGAUGAGGUGGAGCAGGUAGAGGAGGACGAAGGCUAUCCGGUUGUCGAUGACCCCGUUAAAGAGGGACCUCAACACGCUGACCAAAAACCGGAAGUGCCCGAGUUGGCAGCACGUGAUCACGCGGCACCUGUUUCAGAGGUUGCUCUUGGACCCUCUGAUAUCUGCGCCUUUGAUCCCACAUCCCAAGAGGAUAGUCCUCCAGCAUCUAUGACCCAUACUGAUGCCAAGACCUCACCUCAACACCAGUCUGCCAAAGAGGAGUCUCAUGUUAGCAGGCCUCCCUCUGCUGUUCCGGCUGCACGUUCAGAGGAAACCGCACAGGAUUCUCCUGCGUCAAAAGAGCCAGAAUUGGAUGCCCUGCAGGGGGAGCCUGUAACCUCAGAGAAAAUGCAAAUACAGAAUGAGCCGCCAGCAAAGUCUUCCAUUAAAGCAGCAGAAACUGCUGAUGAAAAAAUUGCGGAGCAAUUGACUGAUCCAGUCGACCAUUUUGAAACCCAGCCUGGCUUCCUUGAUUCUUGUUCCAAUGAUGAAGCUGCACAGCAUGCUUCAUCUGACUUACCAACCUCACUAACUGAGAAACCCAUUAAUGACUCCAUAAAGGAGGAUGUUUUACAGUUUUCCUCUCCACUGGUAGAGCCAAGCAGAGCACUAGGCAGUUCUGAGGCUAAUGAAUAUGUUCAACCAACUGCAGAGAAAUCUGUUACAGAAACCCCUGCAGCAAUGCGAGAGGGUAAAUCAGUGGACAAACAUUAUAACUUGGAUACUGAAACCAAAAUUGGCUCAUCUGAUUCUCAACCCCAGAGCCACAUUGAGCCAAUGGUUCCACAAAUGAAUGUCUCCUCUGAGAAUGCCACUGCAAUGACCCUAACUGAUCUUGGAGAUGUUGGCGCCAAAGAUUCUGAAGAACCUCAUCCCAAACCUGUUGGAGGACAGCCAUCCCCACGAGACUUCAACCAAGAUCCAUUUUCUUGCCUCUGGAGUGAACCCCAAGAUGUCACCCAGAAGGUGCUGGAGUCGAACAUGGACGCCUCAGCUGAAAUAACUUCAGAGGUUAAAUCCCUCCAUAACGAGUUGGCAAGCAAGAGUGUUACUGAUGUCUCACCUCAUACAGAGUCUGGAAUGAUGGCCAGGGUUGUGGAAACUAAGGCUGAUGAGAACUCACCAGAGACGACGAGCGACCCCGAGAGCAUAGAGCCGGAGUGUUCUGUAACAGCCGCUACCGACAGCUUUGUGGAGUUCAUGAGGGAGUGCCUCAAGUCAAGACAGGGGGAGGAAGAGCCAGAGGAGCUCAGCCACCACCUUGGAGACGAGGAUAAGUCCCCCAAGAUGGGUGUCCCAUAUUCCAAGUCGCCGCCAGCUAUCGCUUUUGAUGUAGAGCAGGAGCACCUCACCAUUCGUGCCCUGAAAGAACUAGGUGACAGCCAGGAGGAGGAAGAGCAAGACAAGGUGCUUCCUCAGUUUGCCUCUAAAACACAAACCCCUGUCAGCCCUACUCCACUGCCCCCUUCUCCCCCUCGUGAACCUCCAUGCGAAAUGUCUGCGUCCAAAAUGGCGGAGGAAGUGGACAUGUGGGUGGCAGAGGCCUACCAUCUUGCAGAGCAUGUCUUGGCUGCAGUACUAACCCACUUGUCAGUCCGGGACCUGGUGUACUGGCGGGACCCCAAGAAGUCGGGCGUGGUUUUCGGCACGUCCCUCCUGCUCCUGCUGUCCCUGGCGGCGUUCAGCGUGAUCAGCGUGGCGUCCUACCUGCUCCUGGCCCUGCUCUGCGUCACCAUCGCCUUCCGCGUCUACAAGUCCGUCGUCCAGGCCGUGCAGAAGUCCGGCGAUGGGCACCCCUUCAAGGAGCUCAUGGACAAGGACGUCAGCAUUGCCCCCGAGACGUUCCGCAAGCACGUGGACUCCUGCCUGUCCCACGUCAACCGGGCCCUGAAGCACCUGAGCCGCCUCUUCCUGGUGGAGGACCUGGUGGACUCGCUGAAGCUGGCAGUGCUGAUGUGGCUGAUGACCUACGUGGGGGCGGUCUUCAACGGCAUCACCAUCCUCAUUCUGGCGGACGUCCUCCUCUUCACCGUGCCCUUGGUGUAUGAAAAGAACAAGACCCAGAUUGACCAUUAUAUAGAUGUGGUCCGUACCCAGUUCAACACCAUUGUUUCCAAGCUGCAAGAGAAACUCCCCGGUGCGGCCAAACGCAGCAAAGUGGAAUAAAGCCCCCCUCUGCUUUGUCCCCCGCCACCUCCGACACCGCCGUUGCCCCUUAUCUAGACCCCCCGCCCCUCCUUAACUCCCUCCCCAAAUUCGGUCCACACCGUUACCCUUGACACACCCUCCGACUCGAACUCGGCCCACCGACGCACUGAACCAGCUACUAAGAAAACCGCUACUCAGAUACUCAGCAUAACCGCGCAAGCUUGCAAAGCAGUAGGACAGGAGCUGUGCCCAGCGGCGGAGUGUCGCGCGUAGCGCGCCGCGAAAUUGAAACGGUGGUGCGAGAGCUAGAUUGAACCCGUGACCUCUGGUUUUAUAGGUCAGAUUUGGCCGCUCAGCAGCUCAAGAGAAAUGGCGGAAGCCAUUUUCUCAAAAAGCAAAUGUCUGUACGGAACACAUUUCAGGCUAUAGGAGCAACUUAUAAACAAAAAAUAAUAUAGGAAUGUCACGCUCUGGGGUCUAAUUUACGAUUAGCAUUUAUCCUGGCGGCCUGUUGAUGAUUAGAACAGUUGUGGGAGGUAAAAUUUGGAAAAAUGUCACCAGUUUGUCCUCACAGCGUAUUACAAGCAAAGUAUUUUUUUUUUUUUUUUUUUUUUUUUGAAGUUUGGAAUGCCUUAAGGUUCUCUCUGCUACUAACUGGCUAUUCGGCCUUUCUGUCGUUUCCUGUGUUUGUCCUGAAGGCAUUUUUUUUUCGUAAAGUUUGUUUUCUGCAAUGCACUGAAUGUUUGGCACGCCACACGUGGGUGGGAUGAAAAUAAGAAAUAAAUUCGAAAAUUUAAAAAAAGCACCAAAGUGAACCAGCCGUGAUGACUUGGUCUAGUUCGCCCCGUUUGUUUUGGUGCAUUUUUAAAAAUGUGUUUGUAAAUAAGACUAAAACAGGCUUUCAGCUGUAAUGAAUCUAAGAAUCUGCUGUCGCUUUUCUCAAAGAUCACUUGUGGUGGUCAUACUUGUUUUAGUCGCACAUGUUUCCAAGUCAGUCUCCCAAGUCAUUGAUUAUUAUGAUCUGCUUCAUUAUUAUGAUUACUAUUAUUAUGAUUGCUACUGUUAAUAAGAUAACUGCUUUUGACUGCCCAGCUUUUGACUUUUGCUACAUAGAGAGAAAUCUAUAGCUAACCGCUUCAAAACCUCCCAGUGAUCUCUGAGGAUAUGGGGUCAGAACUAUGGACAGAUUGUCUGUGGCAUCAACUCUGAAUCAGAACCAGGAAGCUACGCUGGUGCAUAGCUAAAGGCUUGGUCCUGUGUACCAAUGUGUGGAAGGUGGAAGGGAUUUCUGGUGUAAAAUGUUUACCCUUGCCUUUGCUGAAACCAUAUUUAGGUCCUUUUAGAUGCUCUCUGUUUUGUAAUUUUAAUAAUGUUCUGGUAAUUUGCAUAGUUUUUUCUUUUUUUGUGAUUUGCUCAGAGUAGUAUUUUUAUUUUUACGUAGGAAACCACAAGUAAUUUGUAAUUGGGCUGUUCCCAAGAGUAAGGACUAAUGUCGACACCACACUGUUUGUUUUCCUUGUGAUUUUUUGAAGGGUGAUGUUUGGUAAAGAUUUCAAGAUGAAUUGCAUAUGGCGGUAGGCCAAGAGUGUUUAUAUGGAUGGGUUCCUUCUGCAUUUCAGGAGAAUGCUGGUGGUUUGGGUAAAGAGUCCGAUUAAAGCUAUGGGUUAAUGGUUAUUCUCGGAUUGCUUCAGCAAGUUAAUGUGGUUUGCGAAGGUCUGACUACCUUUUCCUAGCGAUGUUUAUAGAACAUUCCACCUAACGCUUGUGAACCUCAAUAGUGCUGGUCCCCCUUGUCAUGGUCUGUCUGUUAAGAUGUGAAGUCAUACCUUUUUAUGGUUGUGCACCCCUGUCCUUCUGUCAAGUUCUGGAAAACCAGUUCCGUUGGAGUCUGAGUUCAAACUGGAUUGUGACAUCACAAUGAGCUGGGGGCUUCUGGGUUUGCUCCCAGAAUUCAGGAUAUUGUAGUUUGUUUAGGAUCAUUAUCAUCACAGACACAUAUACACAUACACAGACACAGACACAGACACAGACACACUCACACACUUACACACAGACGGGUAUGUUCAUGCACACACUCAGUUGUGUGCAUUCACACACUGGAAAGAGUUUGAUGUCUCAUCUGUGUUUGUCGUAUUGAUGCUGGGCUAACCUUUCUCAGACCAGACUUUUCAACAGAAGAUCACAGGUGGUGUUUGUGAAGGUUUGUCUUGGUUCCAGUGCAUAGACAGUAUCUUAUUUUUCAUUAAUUGCUUUUGGGGAUUGUUUCAAGAUGAGAAAAUAAUGCUACCUGUGUUUGUUUUUUGUUUUUUUGUAAUAUAAAUAACAAUCGCAGACCUCUUUACGUUGUCUAGAUGCUGUUUCUUAGUUGUCGCUGUAUUCUCUUGCGAACUCAAAAAAGAUGACUAAACUGAGCACUACACUGAAUUGAAACUGGAGCUUACAUUUUUUUCUUGGUUUCCUUGUAGCCUAUAGCUUUUAUCCUUUAGUUUAUCUUUUUUUUUUUUUCUUUUGGGUGAUGUCGGAGGUUACUUCCUCUGCGGAAGCCUUUGAUUCUUUUUCUCUGGGUAGCCGUGUGUUCCUUACACCUGAGCUCUGCUUGUUAGGCAUCCAUUUUCCUCACGUCCAGGAUCAUUGGAAUGAAAGGCUAUGCGAAACGGAAAUAAUACUAUGUGGUCCUUGUACUGAUGUUACAGUGAUAUUAAUAAAAAUGUCAAAGGA